UCUAAACAGUUGAUAUUUAUAAUUUAUUUAUUUUUGUAAAUCAUAUUAAGUACUCAAUUUAAAAUAUAUGACUGUUUUAAAAACAUAUGUUACUUAACAAAAUCAGAUUUUUUUUUAAUUUACAAAGAGUUUUAAGUACAUAAGCUGCACGAGUUAUUUUGCCCUUUGCAAACGCCGGAAAAAGUUCUUGCUGAAGUUUCAGUAUGGAAAAACUGACAAAUAUUUGGGCUGAACUUGAGAAAAAGAAAAAAUUACCCAGUGGACCUCUCACCCAGUCGUGUCAGGCGGAACUGCAGGAGUUGAUGCGACAGCUGGACAUCAUGUUGAGUUCAAAGAAACGCGAGUGGGAGCGAGACAUGGAAUCUCUGCAGGUCAAACUCGACAUGCGGGACCAGGAGCUGCGACUGAACACGUCGACACUGCACCUGAAAAAUAAAGAGAAUGAAGACCUCCACAGUCAAGUGAUGGUUAUGAACAAAGUGCAGAAAGAGAUUGUUGAAGAAUAUGAAGGUCAACUUAUAGAACUGAGGUCAGAGGUACACAAGAUGAAGAAGGAGUAUGAGAAGUUACAGCGGAAGUACGCGAAGCAGGCGCGGGAGACGCGCAGGAUGAAGGAGGACGUGUUGUCGGAGAUCGGCGGCAGCAAGACGGAGAUCACCAGACUGAGGGACCAGCUCGAGGAAUACCACCAGAGGUCGAAGGAGUGGGAUCAGCAGAAACGAAUCACUCAGAAGGAAAUAGAGAGUCUUGAGGCACAGAAGAGAGCACUGAAAGAGAAAUGCGAUUUUAUACAGCAGCAGUCGGAGACUUGCCAGUCACAGCUUGGUCGUCGCCGUCGGUUACAAGGGGAAACAGAGUCGGCACUGAACACGAAAAUCACACAGUUGGAAGAACAGCUAGAGAGAUGUACAGAAAUAGGCUCACAGCAGCAGGGGAAGAUAACUAGUCUGAAGAAGUCGCUAAGUGAAGCACUCUCGGCUCAUAAACAAGCCAUGACUGACAACGAAGUUCUUCUGGAAGACGUCAGGAAACUCACCCAUCGUUUAAGGGUUGCUGAGAAUGAGAAGUGCACCCUGGGAAGUGAGCUGGAGUCGCGGGAACACCUGCUGAGAACGGCCCAGGAAGACUGUCAGCAGUGUUACCAUAGACUGACCUCCGCCGAGCAAACGCUGGCCGCCAAGGACAACAUCAUCAGGAGUCUAGGAGACUCCAACAAGGAGGAGGUAUCAGAAAAAGUGACAAGUUUACAGCAAUCUUUACAGGAGGCAGCCAGUCAGAUCAGAGACCUGCGACGGAGGGAGAAACAGUUGAAGGAUGAGGUGUCUGUGCUGGAGAACAAAUUCAAGAUGGCCACCACGAGAACAGCAGACGUCACCAAUCAGCUGCAGGAAAAGGAUGACGAAUUGCAUCACAUUAAGAAUACUCAAGUGAAUCAGCUGACGCUGGAUAUUCAGAAGUUAGUUGACAAACUGUCCACGUUAGAGGACACUCACCAGGCUCAAACGGACGGCAUGAAGGUCAAACUGUCUGAGUUGACCACAGAACUACACCGGCGCGAUUCGAUGGUGGUCACUCUGAGUGAAAAGUCAUCACGGAUAGAGACGCAGGUCAGAGAGAUUUCCAGCCAGCUGGACAACAAGUUGGCCGAACUAAAGGUUGCCACGGCCCAGAUUGAGUCUCUGCGUGUGGAGAACCGACACCUGCGACACGACGUCAUGGAAAAACUGGGCAACGUGUUUGACCGCGUCGAGGCCGAGCACCGACUCCAGAUGAUAAACGACGAUUACCUCGACCGAAUCACCCGACUCCAGAAGGAGAAUCGUGAACUGCGAGAGGAUAUUGUUCGGCUUCAUCAGGAAAUGGCGGCCAAGGAGCAUGGUUUCCAUGAUGAACUACAAGCUACAACAACCAACUCCACACUCACCAUACAAGGCCUUAAGGCAAAUGACCAGAGGGAGCGUGACCGUGCAGAGAUCGCGACCGACCACCGAUUCGGGACGAUGCAGGACUACAUGGACUCGACGGUGCGACGCCACCGCGACCAGAUUGACGUGCUUGAGUCACAGAGAAACAGACUGCAGGAUGAGCUGCAGAUGGAGAAACAAGAAAACACACGGUUAACAGACCUGGUGCAGGAGAAGAGUGCGGACACGACAGGUCAGUCGGAAGACAGUGUCAGCGGGACGAACCUCGAGUCCGAGCCCAUGUCUCUCCUACACUCACUCGACGAUUUAGACUCUCCAAGCCUGUCCGUCAAUGUCAGUUUUAACAGCAGCACGGCGGAGGCUGCGGCUGAAAGGUUUCUCACUGGUGAACGGGAACGACUGAAAGAGUUGGAGACUCUGAUAGACUCUCGCAUAGAGGACAUGAAAACCACCAUGGACAACACAAUCAAGAAAUAUCACAGAUAACGGAACGUCUCGCAGUGUGCAUGAGUGGGAAUGAGAAGGUGAAUCAGCAGAUGUCACAUUAGAGAACGUCUCUUCCAUUAUUGGUGUGUAGAUGUCACAGAGAAUGUCUCUUCCAUUAAUGGUGUGCACAUGUCACAUUGGAGAACGUUUCUUCCAUUAUUGUGUGCAGAUAUCACAGAGAAUGUCUCUUCCAUUAAUGGUGUGCAGAUGUCACAGAGAAUGUCUCUUCCAUUAAUGGUGUGCACAUGUCACAUUGGAGAAUGUCUCUUCCAUUAUUGGUGUGCAGAUGUCACAGAGAAUGUCUCUUCCAUUAAUGGUGUGCACAUGUCACAUUGGAGAACAUCUCUUCCAUUAAUCAUGCGCAGAUGACACAUUAGAGAAUGUCUUCCGUUAAUGAUUUGCAGAUGACAUAUUAGAGAAUGUCUCUUCCAUUAAUGGUGUGCACAUGUCACAGAGAAUGUCUCUUCCAUUAGUGAUAUGCAGAUGACAUAUUAGAGAAUGUCUCUUUCGUUAAUGAUGUGCAGAAGCACAUUAGAGAACGUCUCUUCAGUUAAUGAUAUGCAGGUGACACAUUAGAGAAUGUCUCUUCCAUUAAUGAUAUGCAGAUGACACAUUAGAGAAUGUCUGUUCAGUUAAUAAUAUGCAGAUGACACAUUACAGAACGUCUGUUCAGUUGAUGAUAUGCAGAUGACACAUUAGAGAACGUAUUUUCAGUUAAUGAUAUGCAGGUGACACAUUAGAGAACGUCUGUUCAGUUAAUGAUAUGCAGAUGACACAUUAGAGAACGUCUGUUCAGUUAAUGAUAUGCAGACACAUUAGAGAACGUCUGUUCAGUUAAUGAUAUGCAGGUGACACAUUAGAGAACGUCUGUUCAGUUAAUGAUAUGCAGGUGACACAUUAGAGAACGUCUGUUCAGUUAAUGAUAUGCAGAUGACACAUUAGAGAACGUCUGUUCAGUUAAUGAUAUGCAGGUGACACAUUAGAGAACGUCUGUUCAGUUAAUGAUAUGCAGGUGACACAUUAGAGAACGUCUGUUCAGUUAAUGAUAUGCAGGUGACACAUUAGAGAACGUCUGUUCAGUUAAUGAUAUGCAGGUGACACAUUAGAGAACGUCUGUUCAGUUAAUGAUAUGCAGAUGACACAUUAGAGAACGUCUCGUCAGUUAAUGGCAUGAAGAUGUUACAUUAGAGAACGUCUCUUCAGUUAAUGAUAUGCAGAUGACACAUUAGAGAACGUCUCGUCAGUUAAUGGCAUGAAGAUGUUACAUUAGAGAACGUCUCUUCAGUUAAUGGCAUGAAGAUGUUACAUUAGAGAACAUCUCUUCAGUUAAUGGCAUGAAGAUGUUACAUUAGAGAACGUCUCGUCAGUUAAUGGCAUGAAGAUGUUACAUUAGAGAACGUCUCGUCAGUUAAUGGCAUGAAGAUGUUACAUUAGAGAACGUCUCUUCAGUUAAUGGCAUGAAGAUGUUACAUUAGAGAACGUCUCUUCAGUUAAUGGCAUGAAGAUGUUACAUUAGAGAACGUCUCUUCAGUUAAUGGCAUGAAGAUGUUACAUUAGAGAACGUCUCUUCAGUUAAUGGCAUGAAGAUGUUACAUUAGAGAACAUAUCUUCCAUUAAUGAUAUGCAGAUGUCAGUUAUUAAAUAUCCGUUACAUUCUAUACAAUUUAACGUCAUCCCAUUGGUCCAGCCAUAGCAACACAAGUUUGUUCAUUUCUCGAUGAAUGUAAAAAAUAAACGUUGGGGAACAUCAUAUUAGAUGACGUCACUCUGUGUGGGUACUUAUGUGUCUUAUUGAGCGGUAUUGUUUAGAACCAAAAAUAGAAUUCAAAAUAAAAUAUAGUAAGUAUGUUUCAAAGUUAAUUAUAAGUAUUGUCUGUUAUUUAUUUUACAUUCAUAUAGGUUCAUACCCCGAUGAAUGUAAAACAAAUCACAGACAAUCAUUAAUUGAAAAAUGAAAUCUUUAAAGCUGCAAUCAUACCUGCCUAUCUGAUAACAUCGUUUUCUGUGCAAAAUACAAACACAUUUGCUGUUUUAAUAAAUUUGACAGUGUU
Messenger RNA from Gigantopelta aegis, 4462 nucleotides. Its product is annotated as centrosomal protein of 63 kDa-like. Gene Ontology annotation, biological process: de novo centriole assembly involved in multi-ciliated epithelial cell differentiation; centriole replication. Bases 204 to 2411 code for a protein of 735 amino acids. Gene Ontology annotation, cellular component: centriole. The record is from RefSeq and is a predicted model, not a curated record. Lineage: Eukaryota; Metazoa; Mollusca; Gastropoda; Neomphalida; Peltospiridae. The transcript is spliced from 18 exons.